AUGACUAGCGGCAAGGAUCUAAUUAAUACCGAGUUGCUCUCUAAAUUAGUGGAAUUAAUAAAAGAAGAGAGCAAUAAUGUUAAAAGUGAAAUCAAACAAGAGAUCCCAGAAAUAAAACUAGAGAACGCGAAAAUAUUGAAACUUGUAAAACAGCAACACGAAAAGCUCGAAUUACUGGAAAAAUCAUACCAAUAA
Molecule: messenger RNA, 195 nt
Organism: Acanthoscelides obtectus
Lineage: Eukaryota; Metazoa; Arthropoda; Insecta; Coleoptera; Chrysomelidae
Source: the annotation of a GenBank genome assembly